This is a messenger RNA of Fonsecaea nubica, 996 nucleotides long. RefSeq lists its product as hypothetical. The transcript is spliced from 2 exons. Lineage: Eukaryota; Fungi; Ascomycota; Eurotiomycetes; Chaetothyriales; Herpotrichiellaceae. The coding region runs from base 1 to 996 and encodes 331 amino acids. The record is from RefSeq and is a predicted model, not a curated record.
AUGUUCGAUCUCGAGUUGGCACAUUUCGAUGCUGUCUUUCCUGUCUCUCCCACGUCUCAGCCUGGUAGCGGCGAAGGAAGUACUUCAUUCGUCCCGCCUGCUUCUGAGCAAACGUCGGAGGAUUCCGCCAAUGUGGCGCCUGGCACGCAUCUGGUGCCGUCAGACAGCACGCCAAAAGCAGGAGAGAGACGCAUAGCUGAAGCUCCAGGAACAGAGACGGACCUUGCCAAAGCUUUCCAGGACUUGGAAACGACAUUCCUCAGGACAAUGCGAAAUCAGACCGACAACGGAACCCAAGAUUAUGCGAUAGGUGAAGUCUUGAACGCCCUGGGCGAUUUCUUGGGAGCUCUGAAGCUCAGCAACGUGGCAGAAGCGAGCCACACUAGUACGCCUCAAAGUCCUCACGGCGCACACUUAAGAAGUAAACAGGCGUCCAUCGCAGCUCAAGGCUACGUGCUUUGUGUUAGAUUUUUGGCCUCCUCCUUGGAGCAGAUGCUUCAAAGCCUCAUGGCAUCGCCAUCGCCGGCGCCAGCACUGACUGCAUCUGGCACCUCUGCUGGUCUUGGAGAGACUCAACAUGCAGGAUGUCUGAGAACAGGCCGGGGGGUAUCGGCGAGUCUCUACUCCGAAGCGAGCCAUAUCCCACGCAGUCUGCGGCUCGGAGAUCUGUUCGUUGCUCCAGACCCAUUCAGCCACGCCGUAAAUUCCAGCGUCGACCUACUCCGCGUUGGUUGCAGCCAUCUCAACAAGAUGGAAGAUUUGCUUGGGAUUCCUUCGAAGCUGCGAGAACCAAGUACAUCGUCACUCAUUCAUGUGGAUCCAGUGGAUCUCGGUGAGCGGGCAGCCAGAGAUAACGAUCCUUCAAGGCUGUCAUUGCCAGCUCGCUUUGUCGCGUCGAUAUGGGAAGAUGAGGCAAGCAUCAACAAAAAGUCUUCUGUGGUGUGUCUACAGCGGUAUCGUGCCGCAAUCUUGGGCCUCACUGAGCACUGUCUUUGA